GUAAUUUUGAUUGGAUGAUUAUAUUCUAAUAUAUUUUUUGAAACCUUUGCCAUAUGGCAAUAGUGUACAUUUAAUGCGAAUUAAUUUAUAUAAAAGAUCUAGUUAUAAUUAGAUUUCUGAAAUGGCGCCGCAAUUGCGAAUUUUAUCUAAUGUUAUAGAGCGUUUAAAAAACAUAAAAAAUGGUGUAACAGGUCAUUUAUAUGGUGUAAUGUAUGAUAAUACAUUAACAGUAUUAACAUUUAGCGUAAAUGUAAUGAAUAAUGUUGAAGUUAACAUAAAUCAUACAAUGUUACAAUUACAUAUGUCUGCAGAAGUAUAUCUUUGUGGUAUUUUACAUGUUGGUGAAUGUGAAGAAAAAUUUAUUGAUGCAUUUCAGGAUAUUGAUAUCACAGAUAAUCCAUUAUUUUUAAAAUAUACACAUGAUAAUUUAAAGAUACAAGCAUAUUUUUAUAUUCAUUUAAAACUUGAAUCUAUUAAUGAUAUAAAAAUCAUUAAUGAAAGUGAUAUUUGUCAAGAAUUUAUUUAUAUUCGAUUAAGAGGAAGCUUACCAUUAAUUGCACAGGAUGAUAAUAUAAUGGAAGUGUUAAAAGAAUCAAGAAAAAAUAUUGUAUCAGGAAAAAUAGGAAUUCAUUUUCCAUCAAAAAAUGCUUUCCUUUUCAAUAAUGAAAAUAUUAUAAAAGAUAUAUCUUUAAAAGAGAUUCUAAACAUAUCUGAUAAUUAUGAAGGAACUAGAAAUAUAAGAAAAGACAUUAAGAAACCUAUGGGAAUAGUGAAUGCUGUAAAUGCUUAUAUACUUUUAAAAAUGUCUGGAGAUAAACAUUCUGAAGAUAAUAUUAAAUAUGCUCCAGUACUUCAAUAUAUAAAACGAUCAUUUAAUAGUUUGGAAUGCAAUUUAUUUAUUGAUACAUUAUCUUUGGUCAAUAUUAAUGUAAGUUCAGCAGAUCUAUAUGGAAUAUUAGUAGAAUCUAUGUGUCGAAAUAUCAAAUUAGUAGAAAAAUGUUUUGAAAAUCAACUUCAAAAAUCAGAAACACCCAUAAAACUUCCAAUACCCAUACAUUUUAAACCUCAAGGUUUUGGACAUUUAAUCACAGUAGUCUAUCCAAAUGGUUAUAGUGAUAAAGAAACAAUAGAAUAUCGUGAAAAUUUACAUAAAAUUUUGGGAUUAGAUAUGACAAGACCUUAUUUCCGUUGUGGAAAUGCUGUGAAAUUUUAUAAUGAUUCAAAAACAGAAAGUAUACUUAUAAAUCCUCAUGAAGCAAUUGUGGUAAAGGAUGAUAUAAUAAAUAGCAAUUGGAAAGUACAAAUUGUACAAGGCUUAUAUAUAUAUUAUCAUUAUAUGCAAGAUAAUUUUGAUGAUAAUGGGUGGGGAUGUGCAUAUAGAUCUCUACAAACUAUUAUUUCAUGGUUUAGAUUACAAGGUUACACUGAAAUACCAGUACCAUCACAUCGUGUAAUACAAAAAUGUUUAGUUGAUAUAGGCGACAAACCUUCAAAUUUUAUUAAUAGUAAACAAUGGAUUGGUUCUACGGAAGUAGGUUUUGUAUUAGAAAGUCUUUUGGAUAUCAGUGUUAAAGUACUCUGUGCGUCUACAGGUGAAGAAGUAUCAUCAUUAGCUCCAAAUCUACUACAUCAUUUUCAAACACAGGGUACACCAAUAAUGAUUGGUGGAGGAGUAUUAGCACAUACAAUUUUAGGAAUUAGUUAUGAUCAAAUUACUGGAGAUGUUAAAUUUUUAAUUUUAGAUCCUCAUUAUGUAGGUCCUGAACAUUUGCCAACUGUAAUAAAUAAAGGUUGGUGUGGAUGGAAAUCAAAAGAUUUUUGGAAAAAAGAUGCAUUUUAUAAUAUGUGUCUUCCCCAGAGGCCAGUAUGUAUUUGAUUAUAAAAA
This is a messenger RNA of Apis mellifera (honey bee), 1885 nucleotides long. RefSeq names its product ufm1-specific protease 2 (gene Ufsp2). The record is from RefSeq and is a predicted model, not a curated record. The transcript has 10 exons. The coding region runs from base 122 to 1876 and encodes 584 amino acids. NCBI's taxonomy places the organism in Eukaryota, Metazoa, Arthropoda, Insecta, Hymenoptera, Apidae.